Messenger RNA from Rotaria sordida, 471 nucleotides. Lineage: Eukaryota; Metazoa; Rotifera; Eurotatoria; Philodinida; Philodinidae. The record is from the annotation of a GenBank genome assembly.
AUGUCAUCUUCUUCUUCAUCUCGUACCAUAAACGUAGAUGUAAGAUAUUUUUCUAAUUCUUGUUCAAUAGUACUUUUUUCUGGUACUACAGGCUGUUUAUCAUAUAUUGCCAUUAACAAUUCUUUUCGUGCAGAAGAAUUAGUAAUCGAGAUUGAUUUCGAUGACGAUGAACUUGAAAUUGAAGAUGUUGAUAACGAUGAACAUGAAGUUGAAGAUAUUGAAGAUGAAGAUGGUAUUGAAGAUAUCGAAGCUCUCAUUGAAGAUGUUGAAGACGAAGAUGGAAUUGAAGAUAUUGAAGAUAUUGAAGACGAAGAUGGAAUUGAAGAUAUUGAAGAUAUUGAAGACGAAGAUGGAAUUGAAGAUAUUGAAGAUGAAGAUGGAAUUGAAGAUAUUGAAGAUGAAGGUGGAAUUGAAGAUAUUGAAGAUGAAGAUGGUACUGAAGAUAUUGAAGACGAUGUACAUUUAGAUUGA